Temnothorax curvispinosus is the source of this 921-nucleotide messenger RNA. RefSeq names its product NADH-ubiquinone oxidoreductase chain 1-like. Lineage: Eukaryota; Metazoa; Arthropoda; Insecta; Hymenoptera; Formicidae. Gene Ontology annotation, biological process: aerobic respiration. Gene Ontology annotation, cellular component: membrane. The annotation marks the transcript as partial. The record is from RefSeq and is a predicted model, not a curated record. The transcript has a single exon. Gene Ontology annotation, molecular function: NADH dehydrogenase activity.
AUGUUAAAUUUAAUUAGUAUAAUAAUAAUUUUAUUAAUUGUAUUAGUGGGUGUAGCAUUUUUAACUUUAUUGGAACGAAAGAUUUUAGGGUAUGUACAGUUACGAAAGGGGCCUAAUAAAGUUGGUUUUAUAGGAAUUUUACAACCAUUUAGAGAUGCAGUAAAGUUGUUUAAGAAAGAAUUUUUUGUAAUUUAUAAAUCUAAUUAUUAUUUAUUUUAUAUUUGUCCAAUUUUUUUAAUUUUUAUGAUAUUAAUGAAUUGAAUAAUAGUGCCAUUGAUUACUAAUAUUUAUUAUAUAAAUUAUUCUUUAUUAAUAGUGAUGAUUAUUUUAACUAUUAUGGGAUAUAUAUUUUUAUUAAUAGGAUGAGCCUCUAAUUCUAUAUAUUCAAUAAUUGGAGCUAUACGAGUUGUAGCUCAGACAUUAUCUUAUGAAGUUAGAUUUAUUAUAAUUAUUUUAAUUACUAUAAUUUUAAGAGAGAGUUAUAGUUUAUUAGAUUAUUCUAUAUGGCAAAUAAAUUUUUGGUAUUUAGUAAUGUUAUUUCCUUUAUUUUUAGUUUUUUUUUUAAGAAUUUUGGCUGAAUUAAAUCGUAGUCCUAUAGAUUUUGUGGAAGGGGAGUCAGAAUUGGUGUCAGGAUUUAAUAUUGAAUAUUUUAGGGGAGGUUUUGCUUUAAUUUUUAUAGCAGAGUAUGGCAUAAUUAUUUUUUUUAGGUAUGUAUUAUUGUUAUUAUUUACUAAUAUAUAUUUAUAUAUAUAUGUAAUGUGCAUAAUUUUAAAUAUUAUAAUUUUAUUAGUUAUUUUUGUACGAGGACUUUUACCUCGAAUACGAUAUGAUGAAUUAAUAUAUUUAUGUUGAAAAAUUAUUUUACCGUUGGUAUUGAAUUAUAUAAUUUUAAUUAUAAGUUUAAAAAUUAUAUUUAUAGUA